AUGGGUCGCCUCUCUCGAUCCAAGACCGUAGGCCACGGCUUCGGUAUCCUCGAGGACACCUCUGGUCUCAGCCACCAUGCCUCAUCCGACGCAAUCGGCGCUCACACCUCCACCCACCUCGCUGCUCUCGAAGAUUGUGACACUAACAGCCGCCAAAGAACGUCGGAGUUCAUCGACUCUUUAACCGACAAACUCAAGGAACUACAUAUUUACAGUCCUAAAAAAAACCGCGCCGAAAGAUCACUGCUGCAACCUGCGCGACGCCGCUUGACUCGAUCGUCCAUUGACAACAAAACCUUCCCAACCCUUCAACACAUCAGGGAAGAAGUUGAAAUCUGUGACGGAAACUCGACCGUGACUAGCCCUACGCAAGGACCAUUCCCUGCCGACCUACCUCAAGAGACCAAAGAAGACGAGGGUAUCCCGUCGUCAACUGAAACACGUGCUGCCGUACCUACUUCCCCCCGUCUGUCGUCGAAUUCACUUGAAGCCAACAGAUCCGACUUCUCUUCUCAAGUCCUACGCGCAACUGGCCUCGAACGCCACCAUCCUGACAUCGAUUCUAACAUCGAGACGUCCAUCGCACGGCACAGGGCAGGUCAGUAUGACUAUGUACUUUCGAUUCCGAACCCAGACGGCUCGGCUAAGCGCGACAAUGCGCUCCGUGGACGAGGAGACUCCAUGCUAGACUAUGGCUGCAACGUCUUGGUCCCGGCCGACCGCACUGAGGAAGCUUUCUGCAGUCAGCGCAAACCGGCUAAUGCCUUCAAACUUCUAGCUACACCUCUGAUAACUGACGAAGAAACUUGGAGUGCGUCGUAUUCAUCUUCAGAAAACGAGGACAACAUGGCUGUUGCAGAACCACUUGUUCGGCAUGUUUCUCCAGCGCCUGCUGGACAAGAAAAUUCCAUGACAAAAUCUGCCAUAACUGUAUCCGUCGUUGAUCAGAGCCAUUCCAAGGAGUCCUCUUUGGAUCACGUCAGCCACCCCAAGGACCGAGUAGUUUCCUUCUCGUCUACAGACGAGAGCAGCGGCCCGAUGGACGACGUUCCCCGCACUCCUUCCAGGUCGACCUCAAGCAGCUCGCGGUCUCGAAUUGAGGACUCCGUGGAAGCCAUUGAUAAACUCGAGGAGGAAUUGGAGGCCAUAAAUACACGCUUGGCGACACCAAGCAAGUCGCGACGAAUUCAAUCUAUGACCGAUGAGUCUACCACUACAGCCUCCACAAACGAAACGGUCUUCAAGCGGCCCGCCUCGACACUGAAGCGCACCCAAUCAAUUGGCGCUGCAGCAAGAACAUCAUCCCAGGCACGCGCAAGCCAGAGGAAUUCUGUUAACUUUGAUAGCGACACCCAAAAUGGAUCACCCGGACAGGCCCUUGCUAGAAGGCCUGCUGUGGCUCGUCCAACCAGUCUGCUGCCCCCCAAGCCGCCUGCCAAAUCCAAAAAGGCACCUACGAAGCCCUCGUUUGAGCUGCCAGGAGAGGCCGUUGCUCGCCGUAUCAAGGAGCAGCGCGAAAAUCGCCUGGCUCAACAGGCCCAGGAGAAAGCCGCUGCGGCAGUCCCCCAGCGAACUAGAUCACUCAAGGCCCCGACCCGGCCCAACUUUGAGCUACCUGGCGAGGCGAUUUCCAGGCGCAAGAGGGAGGAACGAGAUGCCCGUCUCCAAAAACAAGAAGAGGAUGAGCGAAGGCGUCGCGAGUUCAAAGCGAGUCCUAUCAAGGCGAGGCUUGGUUCCGCUGCGCAACCUCGGGAAACUGUGGCUAGUCGAGCUCGCCAGAACAAGGGAUCCGAGGCCAGCGACAUGGAAAGCCCGUCAAAGCGCUCAACAAUUGUGGGCACCCCUCGUACACUUGCGAGGUCAAGUUCCACGAGGUCACCACAGGCUCGCGGCAGAGGUACCUCACAAGCCGGUCCGGAAACUCAGCUCAGCCGUACUACAUCUACAUCUACGGGCAGCAUGAGCAGCAAGCGAAGCGCGCUAUCCGUCGAGGAAAUUGAGCAACAAAAAGUCAAGGGUCGCGAAAUCUUCCACCGCGACAACUCUUACAUCGAAGACAAGGAGCGGGAGCGCCGCGAACGCGAGUGGAAUGCUAAGAUGGCCCGCGAGCAAGCUGCGGAACGCUCCAGGCAAGCGAGCCGAGAGUGGGCUGAGAAGCAGAGACGCAGGCAGCUAGCUGUCCUGGCUGCCACGGCGGGCCAAGCAGCAUGA
Colletotrichum orchidophilum is the source of this 2211-nucleotide messenger RNA. RefSeq lists its product as uncharacterized. Lineage: Eukaryota; Fungi; Ascomycota; Sordariomycetes; Glomerellales; Glomerellaceae. Bases 1 to 2211 code for a protein of 736 amino acids. The record is from RefSeq and is a predicted model, not a curated record. The transcript is spliced from 2 exons.